Messenger RNA from Aspergillus ibericus CBS 121593, 600 nucleotides. RefSeq lists its product as uncharacterized. The transcript has a single exon. The record is from RefSeq and is a predicted model, not a curated record. NCBI's taxonomy places the organism in Eukaryota, Fungi, Ascomycota, Eurotiomycetes, Eurotiales, Aspergillaceae. The annotation marks the transcript as partial.
AUUCUAUACCUCCUUGCCGCCUGGGGCCUCAUAUCACUCGUCUCCCACAUCCUCCCUUUUACACCAAACCUACAACCAACCUCACACUCUCCCGUCCCCGAUGUCUACCGACCCGAGACCCUCCCCGCCGGCCUCACCAUCUGCGACUGCGGCAACACCAUCGACGAAGCCCUCCAUCUAAACUGCAUCUACGACUCCCUCGCCACCGCCUGGCUCCCUCCCCACUGCCGAGACGCCGAAUUAACCGCCCAAUUCGACCAAGCCGGUCCCGGCCCCAACGGUGAAUGGAGCUACUAUCUCGACGAGAACGGCACCAUCCCCCUGACGAAUAGCGAAAUCGCUCUGUUAGGCGAAACCGGAGGCUCGUUCUGGUCGACGCGAGAGUGGCAUAUCGCUCAUUGUGUCUUCUACUGGCAGAAGUAUUAUCGAAUGCGCGAUACGGGGACAGUGAUGGAGGCGCGGUUUGGGAGUUUAAGUCAUGUGGAGCAUUGCUCAAGACUGAUUAUGAGUCCCGUGCCGGAUCAUUUCUUUUUGCUCUCGGUGCCGGUUAUGAUGAAUUCGAGUGCCGAGCAUGAGAGGCCGUCGAGGCUUUCUCGGCCG